Ziziphus jujuba (common jujube) is the source of this 1928-nucleotide messenger RNA. RefSeq names its product tricyclene synthase EBOS, chloroplastic. Bases 44 to 1789 code for a protein of 581 amino acids. Gene Ontology annotation, biological process: diterpenoid biosynthetic process. Gene Ontology annotation, molecular function: magnesium ion binding; terpene synthase activity. The record is from RefSeq and is a predicted model, not a curated record. The transcript is spliced from 7 exons. NCBI's taxonomy places the organism in Eukaryota, Viridiplantae, Streptophyta, Magnoliopsida, Rosales, Rhamnaceae.
UAUAUAACGUUGUCAAAAAUAUCUGCGAUACUUUUUCAACAACAUGGCACUAGCUCAUCGCUUUAUUAUCCCUUCAUGUUCCAUUUUGUCACCCAGAAAUGAAAUACAAAGGUUUAGUGUUGUCCACUGCUUGGCCACCACACAAACUUCUAAUCCAACCAAUAACAACCCAAUUACAAGAAAGUCAGCCAAUUACAAGCCAACCAUCUGGACUUAUGAUUUUGUGCAGUCCUUAAAGGGUCAUGAUAUGGAUGAAGUAUUAACGGACAGAGCAAACAAGCUAGAGGAGCAAGUGAAGAGUAUGAUUAGUAAUGAAAAAACCGAGUUUUUAACCAAACUUGAACUGAUUGAUGACAUCCAACGGUUAGGCUUGGCUUAUCACUUUGAGCAGGACAUAAAGAAAGCCCUCCACAGAUGUGCCUUUCUGGUAGAUAAAAUUGAGAGGACAGAGAAAAAUCUUCAUGCCACCGCGCUCAGCUUCCGGCUCCUCAGACAACAUGGCUUUGAGGUCUCCCAAGAUAUAUUUAAGAGUUUCAAGGAUGAGAAUGGCAGUUUCAAGGAAACCCUUUGCGAGGAUGUCAAAGGAAUGCUGAGUCUCUAUGAGGCUUCAUAUCUUGCUUUUGAAGGAGAAGAUCUUUUGGAUGAGGCCAAGGAAUUCACAAUUAUUCAUCUCAAGUGCCUAAAAGAUGAAUCUGAAAACAACCUUUCUAAACAAGUAAGUCAUGCACUAGAGCUUCCCUUACAUCAUAGAAUGCUGAGGCUAGAAGCCAGAUGGUAUAUCGAGGAAUAUAGUAAGAGGUCAGAUGCAAAUCAAGUCCUACUCGAGGCUGCAAAACUGGAUUUCAACAGGGUACAAUCAGUACUCCAGAGAGAUCUUAAAGACAUGUCAAGGUGGUGGAAAGGUAUUGGUUUGGCAGAUAAUUUGAGCUUCACAAGAGAUAGAUUGAUGGAAUGCUUCUUUUGGACUGUUGGAAUGGUGUAUGAACCUCAAUUCAGCAAUCUCCGAAAAGGGUUAACAAAAGUGACGUCUCUGAUAACCAUUAUCGACGAUGUCUAUGAUGUUUACGGUACUUUGGAAGAACUAGAGCUUUUUACAGAUGCUGUGGAAAGAUGGGAUGUCAGCGCGGUGAACAUUCUUCCAGACUACAUGAAGUUAUGCUUCUUAGCUCUCUAUAACACAGUCAAUGAGAUGGUUUAUGACAUUCUCAAGGAACAAGGGCUAAACAUCCUUCCAUACCUAACAAAAGCUUGGGCUGAUUUGUUCAAAGCUUUCCUAAAAGAAGCAAAGUGGUGUCACAGAAAAUACACACCCACUUUUGAGGAGUACUUUGACAAUGCAUGGAUGUCAAUAUCAGGAGUAGCCAUAUUGGUUCAUGCAUAUCUUUUAGUGGACAAAAGCAUCACAAAAGAAUGUCUUGACUGCUUAGAAAAUCACCAUAACCUCUUGCGUUGGCCAUCCAUCAUAUUCCGGCUUUGCAACGAUUUAGGCACUUCAUCGGCAGAAGUAGAGAGAGGUGAAACUGCAAACUCAAUUGUGUGCAACAUGCGUCAAACUGGUAACUCAGAGGAAUCUGCUCAUAAAUAUUUACAUAAUUUGAUAGAAGAAACUUGGAAGAAGAUGAACAAGGAAAUAGCCGAGUGCGAUUCUCCGUUUACAAAGCCAUUUUUAGACACAGUGAUUAACCUGGCUCGGAUUUCCCAAUGCACAUAUCAGUAUGGUGAUGGACAUGGAGCUCCAGACACAAGAUCCAAAAACAGAGUGUUAUCUUUAAUAAUAAAUCCCAUUUAGAGAUAAACCAUUUCCUUUUUCUUAAAAAUUGAAAGCUUUUUUUCGAAGAACCGAUUGAGUUCAAAUUAACCAAUUGGCAAGAAAAUAAUCAGUGAAAAAGAUUGAUAUAUAUAUAUAUAUAUACAUAUAUUAUAUAAUA